CCUCCGCCACCCCCUCCUGGCGUUUCCACAACUCAAGGUCUCCCCACUACUGAUGGCGCCAACUCCCAGACUUCGACAAUCCCCACCACAGGGGGAGGCGCCGCCUCGACAUCUGGAGACUCGUCUUCGACUGGGUCCCAAACAGCAAUGGCCACCAGCACAAGCAUGAUGUCGGUUUCGAGCGUCGCCGUUGUCUCCGGCGUCACCACGGUCAUCUUCACCACCACUCCUACCGUGAUCGUGGUGCCUGCUCCACCAUCCUCGAACAACUCUGCGAUCUAUGCCGUCGCGGCAUCGUGCGGCGGAGUCUUGGCCGUUGUGAUCAUCGGGUUUGUGAUAUGGAGACACCGCAUCAAUCGCCAGAACAGGCAGGCUGUGCUCAAGCAUGUCGAGCUUGACGAAGCUCCUCUGAAUGAGUGGAUUCCCAUCCAGAACAUCGGCAAUAGCCCAAGAUCGCCUCGCUCGCCUGGCCCUCUCCCUGCCAAGGAUGGCCGUGCCGCCUACGGCCCUGCAGAUGUGGCCCUGUCUGCUUUGACCAGGCCCGCCCCAGUUGCCCUGUCGCUGUCGUCCUCUUCCUCCGGGGAGCCGGUGACAUCAUACACAACCACACAGCUGAACCCCAACAACCGCUACGAGCCGCCGCGUUUCGCAGCGAUCCGAGACCCGGCGCAUCUGGAUGUCGGCGAUGUCCCGCCGCCGGCUUAUGAGCUGCCCCAGACUCAAGUUCGGGCACAGCCCGAGGAGGAUCUGCGCCGAGUACGACACACCCGGAUGGCGAGAGAGAUGGACGAGCUCACGAUCCACGCCAACGAGAUCCUUACCAUCCUUGAAGUGCUGGACGACGGAUGGGCCGUUGCCAAGAACGAAAAGGAUCGCAAGGGUGUCGUGCCCUUGAACUUCCUCGAGCCGAUUCUGGAAUCGUAGCCUGCCCCACAGCAGGACAACCUCAGCGCGUUAUUACUUUGUUGUUUCUGCCAUCUAUGGCUCCUCUCGACGUGCUGCAGCGACUGGAUCAAGAGUGCUUCUUUCAACGUCGCAAUCUAUUUCAAUAUACAGCUCAUACUGGUUCUGGAUCUUCUGGUGGUGCGACGACACCAAGAGAGAGAGACUCGUAUCGGGGCUGAUGAAUCACCGCCAAGCAGUGGUCCAUUCUGGCGCUCAUAUAUACCGCUGGGUGGCAGUCCAUGCU
Polychytrium aggregatum is the source of this 1189-nucleotide messenger RNA. RefSeq lists its product as uncharacterized. NCBI's taxonomy places the organism in Eukaryota, Fungi, Chytridiomycota, Chytridiomycetes, Polychytriales. Gene Ontology annotation, molecular function: protein binding. The record is from RefSeq and is a predicted model, not a curated record. The coding region runs from base 148 to 924 and encodes 258 amino acids. The transcript has a single exon.